UCCUCUUCAUUUACUAUCUUGAGGGCUACAAGUUUACAGUCAUACGUUACUCAUGAGGGUGACCCCACCAAAUUGUGCUUUCUGGCUCAGCGCUCAGAGGUGAACAGCAGGACAAGACACGCUGUGGACAUUCGGUAUUCUAAAUCCUUUAUCCUUAGGAUGGAAAGGUUACUCGGCCACACUUGGCUUUCAACUGGAGGCGAGUCCACAACAAGGGAGUUCUGCCAGCGCCUCGGCCUCCGGCCUGGCCAUCAGGUGCUGGACGUCGGCUGCGGGUCAGGAGGGUCGCCCUUCUUCAUGUCGCGGCUCUACGGGGUCCACGUGCACGGGGUCGACAUAUCCAGCAACAUGAUAGACCUUGCAGUGCAACGGCAGACUCACCUCCGACGUGCGCUGAGGAAAAGAGUGCACUUCGAACUAAGAGACAUCUUGGAUGCUGAUUAUGAUGCCAACAGCUAUGACGUCAUCUACAGUCGUAACUCCAUCUUCCAUAUUGAGAAGAAGGAAGAAUUAUACGCAAAAAUCUAUCGGUGGCUGAAGCCCGGCGGAAUCCUCUUCGUCACAGAUUACUUGGCGAAAUCCACGCCGCCCUCGGAAUCCUGCGCCGAGUUCUCCGCCAAGACAUGUUCGACCUUGGUGACGAUCAGCGCCUACGAGCGAGUUCUCGCCGGGGCGGGCUUCAGCGUGGAGUCACGUGACCUCGCUGACGACUUCUGCAGCAUUCACCAGAAGGAGCUCGACGCCUUCCUGUCAACGCGCGAGGCUUUCCUUGAAGAGUAUUCUCAGGUGGAGUUCGACGAAAUGGUCGCCCUGGCUACCCAUAAGAUCACGUUGGUCAAGGGAGGCCAAAUAACGUGGGCCUCUUUCUUCGCUCGCAAGUGAGAGUUUGCUGAAUGGCAAACCACUUAAAACGUGUUGCGUGAAAUGUAUGGAGAUGCUUACUGCAUGGUGAAGCUUUUAUUGCUGCUUUUAGCUAAGGCAACAGCCAAACAGAAGGUACCGCGCGCG
Molecule: messenger RNA, 1008 nt
Organism: Penaeus monodon (black tiger shrimp)
Lineage: Eukaryota; Metazoa; Arthropoda; Malacostraca; Decapoda; Penaeidae
Product: phosphomethylethanolamine N-methyltransferase-like
Source: RefSeq, a predicted model, not a curated record